AUGGCUACCAGUGAGCUCAAUCAGUUUCUGGAAGAUGUUGAUGAGAAGGUCCUAGAGUGCACCAUUUGCUCUAAGAGACUUCAAAAUCCUAAAUCACUCAAGUGCCUUCACAGCUUCUGUUUGGCAUGUCUUAAAUAUUUGGUUAAGGUGAAGGGUAAGCUGACUUGCCCAAUUUGUUCCAAAUCAUACCCCCUUCCAGAGGGUGGGCUUCAGAAGCUUCCACCAAGUACCUUUAUAAAUAACUUAUUAGAAACUAUUGAACAACUGUCAGAAAGAAAUCAGAAGAAAUGUGUUUGUAAAAAAGAGAAGUUGGAAUACUACUGCCAGGAAUGCAGACAGUACUUGUGUUCUUCGUGUAGCGAUCAUCACAAAGACUUCCGGUUCUUUGCAAAUCACAAGCUACAUUCAGUUGAGGAUGUGCGAUCAAUGAGUCUCAUACAGAAAGCUUCAUUACAUCCGCCGCAAUGUUUGCUUCACAGUAAACCGUUUGAAUUUUACUGUAAAAGUUGUAAAAUUCCAAUUUGUGGUAAUUGUACUAUUAUGGACCACAAGGAAUGGAAAGGAAAACACAAACCAAUCAGAAUUUCAGAAGCAUUUCAAGCAUUUAAAGAAACUUCUGCAACAUUAGAGAAAGCUGCCGAUCAUUGCAAGAACAAAUUGCAAGACUGCCUUCAACUGGUUAUUAAAAAUGGUACAGAAUUAGGAAAAAGUAAAGAAACAUGUUUGAGAGAUAUCAAAAAGCAUGUACGUGUGAUGAUAAAAAAAAUAGAAGAGAAUGGAGAGAAAAUUAAAACUGAAGUAGAGACAAUAUACAAAGAGAAAAAAAAGGUAAAUGAUGAACAAAUUAGUGAAUUGAAAAAAACAAUAUCUGAUAUAAAUACAAAACUGAUUUUUCUUAAUCAGUUAUUAAAGAGUAAUGAAGCAACAGCAAUGCAAUCAAGUGAAACAGUAAUUACAGCACUGAAGGAUAGAAUCAAAAUAUUGCCAAAAACAGAUCCGAAUGAUGAUGGAGAAAUUAAAUUUCAUAAGCAUCAAAAUUCUUUAUUGCAACAAUGUGAUAUUGGGUAUAUAUUACAUUCACACAUGAGGGCAGCAGACUGUUUUACCCUACUGGGGGAGGAAUCUGUGUCACAAGGUCAGGAAAUUGUUUUCAAAGUGAUCAAAACAGAUAAGUGUGAAAUACAAGCAAACCAACUUAUGGCAACAUGGACACAGCCUACAGGAGAAACCAACAUCAUCCAAGUUCAAGAAGAUCAGACUGGAGAUUAUAUUGUGACAAAAAAAUGCUUACGGCCAGGUGUUUGUAAACUUGGUGUUAGCACUUAUGGAAAACCAAUCAAGCAAUCCCCAAUGACAGUCAAUGUAGAAAAGAAACGAUUAGUAAAUACCAUUCAAGUACCGGUAAUAUAUGACCAUGUUAGAGAUGUAGUUCAAUGUGAAGAUGAUUGCUUGCUGGUUUCAUGUCGCAAAAAUGAAAUUCUGAAGUACAAGCAAUCAGGGUUAUAUAUUGAUAAGGUCACACUACCACAAGGUGUGCAAGUUAACAGAAUGUUCAAAAUGAAGAAUGGCAACAUAGCAUUCAGUGAUUUAGGUAAUAAAUGCAUCAAAGAAUGCAAUAUGAAUGGUCAGGUGGUCAGAUCAAUUGGUCAGGGAGAACUAUUAAAUCCAUCUGGUAUCCAUGUGGACGAGGCAAACAAUGUUGUGUAUGUUGGAGAUUGGGAUUUAAAUUAUGUUUUUAUGUUUGACUAUGAUGACAAGAUGAAAAAGCAGAUAGGGUCAAAAAGCAACCAUGAAAAUAAAAUAAGUAGGGUCUUUGAUGUUACACUUACUAAUCAAGGAAAUCUCCUUAUAUUGCAUUAUAAAAAUCAAGGACUACAGCUAUUCGAUAAUGAGGGAAGGUUCUUGAAAGUCCUUGUUGAAACAGGUUGCGAGAAUGACAAUGUGUGGGGACCACGUGGAGUAGCAGUUGAUGAAGAUGAAAACAUCAUUAUAUCAAGUGACCACAAACUGCAGCUAUUCAGUAGUGAUGGAACAUUUAUUAAAAGAAUUGAUAAACCAGAAGAUGGAAUUGGUAAACCAUAUGGAGUGUGCAUCAUUUCACAUCAUCCAAGGAGAGUUGCAGUAGCAAGUGAUCAUGACAAAAGUGUAAAAAUAUUCAACUAUUGUUUAACAGAGAACCGUAAAGAAUUUUAUUUCAAAAUGGCUACGCGUGAGCUCAAUCAGUUUCUGGAAGAUGUUGAUGAGAAGGUCCUAGAGUGUACCAUUUGCUUUAGUAGACUUCAAAAUCCUAAAUCUCUCAACUGUCUUCAUAGCUUCUGUUUCGAAUGUCUUGAAAAUUGGGUUAAGGUAAAGGGUAUUCUGACUUGCCCAACAUGCUCAAAAUCAUACCCCUUUCCAGAGGGUGGGCUUCAGAAACUUCCACCAAAUACUUUUAUAAAUAACUUAUUAGAAACUAUUGAACAAUUGCCAGAAAGAGAUCAGAAAAAAUGUGUUUGUAAAAAAGGGAAGUCUGAAUACUACUGCCAGGAAUGCAGGCAGUACUUGUGCUCUGCCUGUAGUGAUCAUCACAAAGACUUCAGACUUUUUGCAAAUCACAAGCUACAUUCAGUGGAGAAUUUACGAUCAAUGAGUCCCACACAAAAAGCUUUGUUACAUACGCCGCAGUGUUUACUUCACACUAAACCUUUGGAAUUUUACUGUACAAGUUGUAAAAUUCCAAUUUGUGUUAACUGUACAAUUAUGAACCACAAGGAAUGGGAAGGAAAACACAAACCAAUCAGCAUUUCAGAAGCAUUUCAAACAUUUAAAGAAACUUCUGCAACAUUGGAGGAAGCUGCACAACAGUGUAAAAACAAAUUGCAAGAUUGCCUUAAAGUGGUUAUAGAAAAUGAUACAAAAUUAGGACAAAGUAAAGAUACGUGUUUGAGAGAUAUUGACAUGCAUGUACAAGUGAUGAUAAGAAAAAUGGAAGAGAAUGGAGACAAAAUUAAAAUUGAAGUAGAGACAAUAUACAAACAAAAAAAGAAGGCAAAUGAUGUACAAAUAGAUGAAUUGAAAGCCACAAUAUCUUAUAUUAAUACAAAACUGAGUUUUCUUAAUCAGUUAUUAAAGAGUGAUGAAGCAACAGCAAUGCAAUCAAGUGAAACAGUAAUUACAGCACUGAAGGAUAGAAUCAAAGUAUUGCCAAAAACUGAGAGUGAUGAUGGAGAAAUGAAAUUUCAUGAGCAUCAACAUUCUUUAUUCCAACAACGUGAUAUUGGGUAUAUAUCACACAUGAGGGCAGCAGACUAUUUUACCUUGAAGUGGGAGGAAUCUGUGUCACAAGAUCAGAAAUUUGUUGUCAAAGUGAUCAAAACAGAUGAGUGUGAAAUACAAGCAAACCAACUUAAGGCAACAUGGACACAGCCUGCAGGAGAAACCAACAUCACCCAAGUUCAACAAGAUGAGAAUGGAGAUUAUUUUGUGACAGGUAAAUGCUCAAGUCCAGGUGUUUGUAAACUAGAUGUGAGCAUUAAUGGCAAACCAAUCAAGCAGUCACCAAUGACAGUCAAAAUAGAAAAGGAAGGAAUAGUAAAUACCAUAAAUGUACCAUUACCCACAAUAAUUGUAAAAGAUAUAGUUAAGUGUGAAGAUGAUUGCUUGCUGGUUUCAUGUGGCGAAAAUGAAAUUCUGAAGUACAGGCAAUCAGGAGAAAACAUUGGUAAGGUCACAUUACUGCAAGGUGUGAGAGUUAACAGGAUGUUCAAAAUGAAGAAUGGCAACAUAGCAUUCAGUGAUGUGGGUAAUGAAUGCAUCAUUGUAUGCAAUAUGAAUGGUCAGGUGGCCCAAUCAAUUGGUCAUGGAAUAUUGAAGAUUCCGUCUGGUAUCCAUGUGGAUGACAUAUCAAAUGUUGUGUUUGUUGGAGAUUGGUAUUCAGACUAUGUCUUCAUGUUUGACUUUAAUAAUGAGAACAUGAUAAAGCAGAUAGGGCCAAAAAGCAAAAGAAAAAUAAGUAGGGCCUUUGAUGUUACUCUUACAAAUCAAGGAAAUCUCCUUAUAUUAUAUUAUACAGGACUACAGUUAUUCACUAAAGAAGGAAGGUUCUUGAAAGUCCUUGUUGAAACAGGUGAUGAGAAUGGUAAGGUGAGGUGUCCACGUGGAGUAGUAGUUGAUGAGGAUGACAACAUCAUUAUAUCAAGUGAACAGAAACUGCAGCUUUUCAGUAGUGAUGGAAAUUUCAUUAAAAGAAUUGAUAAACCAGAAGAUGGAAUCACAGAUCCACAUGGAGUGUGCAUCAUUUCACAUUAUCCAAGGAGGGUUGCAGUAGCAAAUGGUUUUGGCCAAAAUAUAAAAAUAUUCAAUUAUUAAUAUAGAUAGUCCAGUGAUGUGAUGCAAACUUAUAGGUACACAGUGUACUGCAUAUCUAUAAAUCAUUUCAUUGGUUGUAUAUUGGAAAUAGUGAAAGGAAUAUUUGAAGACUUGCAACUUUUCACUAGGGGAAACCAAGCUACGAUCUCUGGCAAUUACCAUAUGUAAAUACACAGAAAUAAUCCUUUAAGACUAAACUUGUUUGAAAUAUCAACAUUUCGUUCCUCUUCCAUUUUCAUUUAUUUAUGUUUAUUUUACUUUUAAUUAAUCCAUAAAUGUAAAUGUCCUGAUAACCUCUAAAUUUGAUUUACUGUAAUAGUGUCCUAGUUGAUUUGCCUUGUACUCUACUACAAGGAAUACAAAUACAUUUUAACUCUUCUGCUUGCCUUGUAUCUGGUAUUCUCAAAUUUGAAAAGAUUAGCAACACACUUUAAGAAUCUACAUAUAUGAAACGUAUUCAGUUGGUGGGUCCAGAAAUUUGAAGCAAAGGUUGGCCAGAGAACAGAGGAAAAAUUUAUGAUUAUGACACUUAUAUGUCUGGAAAUUGCACUCUCAGAUUUAAUUUUAAAUAUAAUUUUCUUUUAUUUUUUUUGGUCAGUUUUAUAUAUGUAUGUAAUGAGCAAGGAAUCCUCAAUCAAUAAGGCCUAGUUCUAUAUAGUGUAAUUGCGUAAUUAUUUUCUGUUCUGCUAUUUCUCGUUCUAAACUAUUUUUGAAAAAUUCUUUCUUUAAUACUUGAACUUUCUACUGAGUGGGCAGAAGAUGCAAAAGAAUUAGCUACAGUUUUUUGGGUGAGUUUUUGAGUCAUGUUCAUGACCAUUGAUCAGUGGUCGAAGUGUCUGUCCUGUUUGUCCAAAUGUAGAGAGCAUUGGCAAAUAUUACAUGAUAUAGCAUAUACAUAGGCAAUAGAUGACAUGCAGUUAUAAGUGGCUGUUAUGCUUAAAAUGUUAUUAAAUAAUAGGUCCUUGACAAUGCUACAGGAUUUGAUACUAUGUGGACAAGUUUGCAAGUCCUAGUAUUGCAUGGAAAUGUACCAUGGUUGCUGUUAGUGGGAAGUUUACUUUAAACUAGAUUAAAUUUAAUAAAUUUCAGAAUAGAGUACUGUUUACAGGCAAUGAUAGAUUUGUCUUUAAAAAUAUCAUUGAGGGCUUCAUCAUGUAGGAGAGGUUGUAGAUCAUCUAUGAUGUGUUUGAGGGUUUGUUAAGUAAUGGGUGAUAUGUUGUUAUUAACGGUGUCCAGUUAGAGGAUGUCUAUUUGUUGUAUUGAAGUGGGCCUUGGCGUGGUAUAUGCUUAUGCUUUCUCUGUUUUGUCAACUACUUAUGUACCAUACUCAAGUUUCUUAUUUGUGUUAGAUAGUUCUGCGAUAG
Messenger RNA from Anneissia japonica, 5711 nucleotides. RefSeq lists its product as uncharacterized. Gene Ontology annotation, cellular component: chromatin; nucleoplasm. Gene Ontology annotation, molecular function: zinc ion binding; ubiquitin-protein transferase activity. Gene Ontology annotation, biological process: positive regulation of DNA-templated transcription. Bases 1 to 4347 code for a protein of 1448 amino acids. Lineage: Eukaryota; Metazoa; Echinodermata; Crinoidea; Comatulida; Comatulidae. The record is from RefSeq and is a predicted model, not a curated record. The transcript has 3 exons.